CAACUAAUGAAUUCAAUUUUCAAAUUCGAUCUAACGCUGAAAUAAAUAAGUGCUUUAAUUCGAAGUACUUUGAUCAUAAGUUCCAUAAGUCAAUAACAUUACUUAAGAUUUCAAAGACUUUUUUUGACGGGAUCUCUCAUACAGAAGCAAACACGCGCUUGCACGUGAGGGACCUUCUCCAUCGCUGGAAAAUUCCAUAUAUAUUUUUUAACAUAAUUCCACGUGUCAAUCAGCAGAUCCACCUGUCUUCUUCACUUCUGCUUUUUAUUUCCCACUCUCUUCUGUCGUCUUCCGUCUUCCUCUGUCUGAUUCAGUGAGUAAAGAUUUGUCUUCGUUUUUCUUUGUAUGAUUGUAUCAGUGAGAACCCAACAACCUCCAAAUUCUUCCAACUUCCUCAGGUUUCAAAGGAAUCCAAUGAAAAAUAUAUACAAAUGUUGAAAAUUCCUCCGAGAUUCUUCUCUGUUUACUCAACUCUCAUCCACAUUAUUGCCUCCUUCCUCUGCUCCUCCGACGUCAGAGGCGAUUUUCCGGCGACGAGAUUCGAUCUCGGAACGUUGACUCUCUCAAGUCUCAAGCUUCUCGGGGAUGCUCAUCUCAACAACGGAACUAUUAAGCUCACUCGUGAACUCUCUGUUCCCACUUCCACCGCCGGGAAAGCUCUUUAUGGAAAACCGGUUAAAUUCCGGCACCCGGAGACUAAAUCACCGGCAAGCUUCACCACUUACUUCUCCUUCUCGGUAACGAAUCUCAAUCCUUCCUCAAUUGGCGGUGGAUUAGCUUUCGUAAUCUCCCCUGAUGAAGAUUACUUAGGAUCCGCCGGUGGAUUUCUCGGUCUAACCGAAGAAACCGGAUCCGGGUCGGGUUUUGUGGCGGUUGAAUUCGACACGCUGAUGGAUGUACAAUUCAAAGACGUUAACGGGAAUCACGUGGGAUUGGAUCUAAACGCCGUCGUUUCAGCCGCGGUAGCCGAUUUAGGAAACGUCGACAUCGAUCUCAAGAGCGGAAACGCCGUGAAUUCAUGGAUCACUUAUGACGGGUCGGGUCGGGUUUUAACAAUUUACGUCUCUUACUCAAACGUGAGACCUAAAUCGCCGAUUUUGUCGGUUCCUCUCGAUCUUGAUCGUUACGUGAACGAUUCGAUGUUCGUCGGAUUCUCUGGAUCAACGCAAGGAAGCACAGAGAUUCACAGUAUCGAUUGGUGGAGCUUUACUUCAUCUUUCGAUUCAUCGGAAUCUCCACCGCCGAUGUCUAAUUCUCCUCCUCCAUCGUCUCCGUCGUCAACUUCGAUCACACCAUCCGUAUCCACCGUCCGGAAGAAAACCGCCGAUCCAUCGUCUUCUUGCCGUAACAAACUCUGUAAAAAAUCACCAGCCGCCGUCGCCGGAGUAGUAACAGCCGGAGCAUUUUUCUUAGCACUAUUCGCCGGAGUCAUAAUCUGGGUUUACUCCAAAAAGAUCAAAUACAAUCAAAAGUCUGAAUCUUUCGCAUCGGAAAUCAUGAAAUCGCCGAGAGAAUUCACUUACAAGGAGCUGAAAUUAGCCACCGACUCUUUCAGCUCAUCGAGAGUCAUCGGAAACGGCGCAUUCGGCACCGUCUACAAAGGAAUCUUACCGGAUACCGGCGAAAUCAUCGCAAUCAAAAGAUGCAGCCAUAUUUCUCAAGGGAACACCGAAUUCUUAUCAGAAUUAUCUUUAAUCGGAACACUCCGUCACCGGAAUCUUCUCCGUCUUCAAGGCUACUGCAGAGAAAAAGGCGAAAUUUUGUUAAUUUACGAUCUAAUGCCUAAUGGAUCACUCGAUAAAGCACUUUACGAGUCUCCGACGACGUUACCAUGGCCUCACCGGAGAAAAAUCCUUCUCGGAGUCGCUUCCGCUUUGGCUUAUUUGCAUCAAGAGUGCGAGAAUCAAAUUAUUCACCGUGAUGUCAAAACAAGUAACAUCAUGCUCGACGCGAAUUUUAAUCCGAAAUUAGGCGAUUUUGGACUCGCGAGGCAAACGGAGCACGAUAAAUCGCCGGACGCAACCGCCGCUGCUGGAACAAUGGGGUAUUUAGCGCCGGAGUAUUUGUUAACCGGUCGAGCGACGGAGAAAACCGACGUUUUUAGCUAUGGAGCCGUUGUUCUAGAAGUAUGCACUGGUAGAAGACCCAUAACCCGACCCGAACCGGAACCCGGUUUAAGACCUGGUUUGAGAUCGAGUUUGGUAGAUUGGGUUUGGGGUUUGUAUAGAGAAGGGAAGCUAUUGACGGCGGUGGAUGAACGGUUGAGUGAGUUUAACCCGGAGGAGAUGAAUCGGGUUUUGAUGGUGGGCCUUGCUUGUUCACAACCCGACCCGAUAACUCGGCCCACUAUGAGAAGUGUGGUUCAGAUACUUGUUGGUGAAGCUGAUGUGCCGGAAGUUCCGACUGCGAAACCGUCUUCGUCAAUGAGCUUUAGUACGUCGGAGUUAUUGCUUACGUUACAAGACAGUAUAUCGGACUGUAACGAAGUUUUGGCUCCGAUCUCAACGACUUCUUCGUCGUCGGAACACGACAUCUUCAUUGUCGGCAAGGAUCGAUCGGUUUAAAAAUAAUAUUUAUUCAAAUGACAAAUUUAUUAUAAAAUUCGAAGCACAAUUUUGUACGUAAAUUGAAAAUAAACAAAAUCCAAAAACUUUAUACUAAUUUUAAAAAAUGUUGGAAGUAUAUGUAUAUUUUCUGUUCGAUUUAAUAAUUCUUGGUUUUGGAACCUCCAGAGUCCAGACUACAGUUUGUAACAACAAUGUGUAUAAAAUAUUUUCGAUUCAAUAGAGAGAAAUGUUAAUAUUA
Messenger RNA from Arabidopsis lyrata subsp. lyrata, 2805 nucleotides. RefSeq names its product L-type lectin-domain containing receptor kinase VIII.2. Gene Ontology annotation, molecular function: ATP binding; carbohydrate binding; protein kinase activity. Gene Ontology annotation, cellular component: plasma membrane. Bases 432 to 2564 code for a protein of 710 amino acids. Gene Ontology annotation, biological process: protein phosphorylation. The record is from RefSeq and is a predicted model, not a curated record. NCBI's taxonomy places the organism in Eukaryota, Viridiplantae, Streptophyta, Magnoliopsida, Brassicales, Brassicaceae. The transcript has a single exon.